Molecule: messenger RNA, 1098 nt
Organism: Equus quagga
Lineage: Eukaryota; Metazoa; Chordata; Mammalia; Perissodactyla; Equidae
Gene: HTR1E
Product: 5-hydroxytryptamine receptor 1E
Exons: 1
Coding region: 1-1098 (365 amino acids)
Biological process (GO): G protein-coupled receptor signaling pathway, coupled to cyclic nucleotide second messenger; chemical synaptic transmission
Cellular component (GO): dendrite; plasma membrane
Molecular function (GO): G protein-coupled serotonin receptor activity; neurotransmitter receptor activity
Source: RefSeq, a predicted model, not a curated record
AUGAACAUCACUAACUGUACCACAGAAGCCAGCGUGGCUGUGAGACCCAAGACCGUCACUGAGAAGAUGCUCAUUUCCAUGACCCUGGUGAUCAUCACCUCCCUGACCAUGUUGCUAAACUCAGCCGUGAUCAUGGCCAUCUGCACCACCAAAAAGCUCCACCAGCCUGCCAACUACUUGAUCUGCUCUCUGGCUGUGACGGACCUGCUGGUAGCAGUCCUGGUGAUGCCCCUUAGCAUCAUGUACAUUGUCAUGGACAGCUGGAAGCUAGGGUACUUCGUCUGUGAGGUGUGGCUGAGUGUGGACAUGACAUGCUGCACCUGCUCCAUCCUCCAUCUCUGUGUGAUUGCCCUGGACAGGUACUGGGCCAUCACCAACGCUAUUGAGUAUGCCAGGAAGAGGACCGCCAAGAGGGCUGGACUGAUGAUCCUCACCGUCUGGACCAUCUCCGUCUUCAUCUCCAUGCCCCCUCUGUUCUGGAGGAGCCACCGCCGACUCAGCCUGCCCCUUAGUCAGUGCACCAUCCAGCAUGACCACGUCAUCUACACCAUUUACUCCACACUUGGGGCAUUUUAUAUCCCCUUGACUUUGAUACUGAUUCUCUAUUACCGGAUUUACCAUGCAGCCAAGAGUCUUUACCAGAAAAGAGGAUCAAGCCGGCACUUAAGCAACAGAAGCACAGACAGCCAAAAUUCGUUUGCGAGCUGUAAACUUACACAGACUUUCUGUGUGUCUGACUUCUCCACCUCAGACCCCACCACAGAGUUUGAAAAGAUCCACACCUCCAUCAGGAUCCCUCCCUUUGACAAUGAUCUCGAUCAUCCGGGAGAACGCCAGCAAAUCUCUAGUACCAGGGAGCGCAAGGCAGCACGCAUCCUGGGCCUGAUUUUGGGGGCAUUCAUUUUGUCGUGGCUGCCAUUUUUCAUCAAAGAGUUGAUUGUAGGUCUGAGCAUCUACACCGUGUCCUCCGGAGUGGCUGAUUUUUUGACAUGGCUUGGUUAUGUUAAUUCUCUGAUCAACCCUCUGCUCUACACAAGUUUUAAUGAGGACUUUAAGCUGGCUUUUAAAAAGCUCAUUAGGUGCCGAGAACAUACUUAG